Molecule: messenger RNA, 2396 nt
Organism: Scophthalmus maximus (turbot)
Lineage: Eukaryota; Metazoa; Chordata; Actinopteri; Pleuronectiformes; Scophthalmidae
Gene: pgm3
Product: phosphoglucomutase 3
Exons: 13
Coding region: 128-1765 (545 amino acids)
Biological process (GO): carbohydrate metabolic process; UDP-N-acetylglucosamine biosynthetic process; hemopoiesis
Molecular function (GO): magnesium ion binding; phosphoacetylglucosamine mutase activity
Source: RefSeq, a predicted model, not a curated record
GUGCGUCACGUGACGUACGCGGAAGUGUGGCCACGUCGUCAAUGGGAAGGAGAGGGGAGGAACCGGAGAAUCAGGAAGCGUUUCAGUGAGAGCUCUGUGCAUUACUCCUUCAGAAAGACAACACAUAAUGGCCCAGUUCCAGGAAGUAUCAGAGCAGUCCAGUCAGCACCCGAAGCCUGCGGGGUUGGUUUUGCAGUAUGGCACCGCUGGCUUCAGGACCAAUGCCAAGCAGCUGGACCACAUCAUGUUCAGGAUGGGACUGUUGGCCACGCUCCGCUCCAAGAAGACCAAAGCCACCAUCGGAGUCAUGGUCACCGCAUCACACAACCCAGAGGAGGACAACGGGUUGAAGCUGAUUGACCCCAUGGGAGAGAUGGUGACACCAGCAUGGGAGGGCUACGCCACCCAGCUGGCCAACGCAGAGCAGGACGAUCUACUCACCGCCCUGCAAGACAUUAUAGAAAAGGAGGCUAUAAACAUGAGCCAGGAGGCUAAUGUUUUUGUGGGCAAAGACACAAGGAGCAGUAGUGCCAGUCUUUCACAGGCAGUGCUGGACGGAGUUGCUGCUCUCGGUGGUCACUGCAAAGACUAUGGCUUGGUGACCACCCCACAGCUCCACUACAUGGUUUGCUGUCAGAACACACAGGGUAAAUAUGGAGAGGCCACCGUUGAAGGAUAUUACCGCAAACUGUGCCAGGCUUUCAUUCAGCUCACCAAGAAUGCGUCCAACUGUACAGAUGACCAGAAGCACCUCUCAGUGGAUGGCGCUAACGGCAUUGGGGCUCUCAAGGUGCGAGAGAUGGAGAGUCGCCUGAAGACGGAGCUGCAGAUUUCUCUCUUCAACGAUGGCAGCAAAGGAAAGCUCAACCACCAGUGUGGGGCCGACUUUGUCAAAGUGCAGCAAAAUCUUCCAACAGGUAUUACGAUUAACCCCGGGGAGCGCUGUUGUUCCUUUGACGGUGACGCCGACCGAAUAGUUUAUUACUACGCCGACGCUGAGGGACAGUUUCACCUGCUGGAUGGAGACAAGAUUGCUACUCUCAUCAGCACUUUUCUCAAAGAGCUGCUUACUCAGGCUGGUUUAGACUUGAAGAUAGCCGUGGUGCAAACUGCUUACGCUAACGGCAGCUCUACACACUAUCUGGAGGACACCAUGAAGCUAAUAGUGAGGUGUACUAAAACUGGAGUAAAGCACCUUCACCAUGCAGCCCUGGAGUUUGACAUCGGUGUGUACUUUGAGGCCAACGGUCAUGGGACUGUGUUGUUCAGUAAUGUGGCUGAACAGAAGAUCCAGCAGCUCACUAAGGACCCCAACACCAACGACGAGAGGAAGAGAGCCGCUCUCCUGCUGCAGAACACCAUCAACGUCAUUAACCAGACUGUAGGUGAUGCAAUUUCCGACAUGCUGCUGAUUGAAGCUAUUUUAGCCAUCAAGGGUAUGACGGUCCAGCAGUGGGAUGACAUCUACACUGACCUGCCAAACAGGCAGCUUAAAGUCAAGGUGUCGGACCGCAGAGUGGUAGACACGGCCGACGCAGAGAGACGGGCAGUGAGCCCAGCAGGGCUGCAGGAGGCCAUCGACAGUUUAGUGAAGAAGCACAAGAAGGCCCGCUCCUUUGUGAGACCUUCCGGCACUGAGGACGUGGUUAGAGUUUACGCUGAGUCAGAAACACAGGAGAGUGCUGAUGCCCUCGCACAUGAAGUCAGCCUUGCAGUCUAUCGACUCGCGGGGGGAGUGGGAGAUGAGCCCAAACCAUUGCACUAGAAAAACAAUUUCAUACUCACCAAUCAGCCAUAACAUUAACCAGUUAACCUGUUAUAAUGUUGUGGCUGAUCGGUGUAGUAAGGAUCCAUAGCUCAGUUCGCGGUUUUUGAACGGAUUCUCAGUUGAUAACAUCCUUUUAUAACGCUGUAAUUUGUGAAAAUAUAAUUUUUGGGGGGUGAGGUGCCAAAUUAUUUUGUACAACUAAUUGCACUUUGUACUUCACUUUACUUUUUAGUUUCUUUGUAUUUGUCUGUCAUUGUGAAAAUGGGGCACACUGGGGGAGACGAUGAAGGGAUUUCAUGCAACUUAAGGUGAUACUCUACUCUUUUUCAUGGUGACUCUAGCAGGCAGCCAUGAGCCUAAAUAUAGGUUUCUGUGUAAUAUAAAUAAUCUACUUCACUGUAUAUACGCCAUAAUUAAAACAUGAGUUGUCCUCACAAACAAAUAAUGGUUUUAGAGAGUCUCAGUUUACCUUUGGGUAACGUAGUUUCCUAUUAAUAUCAAAUCUUUUUGAACAGUUAGUAUAAGUAAUUUUCUUUUCAAAAAUCGGGAAGUUGGAUCAGUUGUACUUCCUUGAAUGUUGCUAGGUGCUGCUUUAGAUCAAUUAAACCUUGGAAAAACGGAAAAGAGA